Molecule: messenger RNA, 6638 nt
Organism: Columba livia (rock pigeon)
Lineage: Eukaryota; Metazoa; Chordata; Aves; Columbiformes; Columbidae
Product: polycomb group RING finger protein 3-like
Exons: 10
Coding region: 333-1061 (242 amino acids)
Biological process (GO): regulation of transcription by RNA polymerase II
Cellular component (GO): PRC1 complex
Source: RefSeq, a predicted model, not a curated record
UUUCCGUGGCUUUGUUUUAAACUCAGACUCGGAAAAUUGGGGGGAGGGGAGGAGGAAGAAGAAGGAAAGACAGAAAGUAUUUUUUUUCUUUUUUUUUUUUUUUUUUUUCUUUUUUUCCCUUCUUAUUUGACAGGGGUAGGAAAAAAUAAAAGGGGAACUGGAAGGAAAAGGGAACGGGAAUCAACCCCCUGAAGAGAAAAGAUUCCUGCUCCUCCCCCUUCUCUUAGCAGCUGGGCACAGCGUUGCUCGUCUUCUGUUGCCGUUGCUGCCAUUUGUUGACAGGUCUCUGGAUGGCAGACUGAAAAGAAAUGCAAUUUUAAGAGAUACCAAAGAUGAUGACUAGAAAGAUUAAGCUUUGGGACAUUAAUGUCCAUAUAACCUGUCAUUUAUGCAACGGAUACCUGAUUGAUGCCACCACUGUAACAGAAUGCUUACAUACUUUCUGUAGAAGCUGCUUGGUGAAGUAUUUGGAGGAAAAUAACACCUGUCCAACAUGUCGGAUUGUUAUACACCAGAGCCAUCCAUUACAGUAUAUUGGUCAUGAUAGAACAAUGCAAGAUAUUGUUUACAAACUUGUGCCAGGCCUCCAAGAAGCGGAAAUGAAAAAGCAGAGGGAAUUCUAUCACAAACUGGGUAUGGAAGUACCAGGGGACAUCAAAGGGGAGACAUGCUCUGCAAAGCAACAUCUAGCUUCACAUCACAAUGGUGAAACUAAACCAGAUGAAAAUUCAAACAAAGAAACUUCUGAAGAAAAAACAGAAGAAGAUAAUGACUAUCAUCGAAGUGAUGAACAGGUAAGCAUCUGCUUGGAAUGCAAUAGCAGCAAAUUACGUGGAUUGAAACGAAAAUGGAUCCGCUGCUCAGCACAAGCAACAGUCUUGCAUCUAAAGAAGUUCAUUGCUAAAAAACUUAACCUUUCUUCUUUUAAUGAGCUGGAUAUAUUAUGCAAUGAAGAGAUUCUUGGCAAGGACCAUACACUCAAGUUUGUAGUUGUUACUAGAUGGAGAUUUAAGAAAGCACCUCUACUGCUACAUUACAGACCCAAAAUGGAUUUGCUGUAGGAGAACUGUAUUUUCCUUCUGGACAGCUUUUUGCAGACUGUCAUCUGGCACCUUAGUGCAGCACUUAAUUCUCAUGUGACAUGAACCAGCAGAAUAAUUUUGGAAGAUCGUAGUGCUUCUAUAGCAGACUGUCCUUCUGAAUAUUUCUAGGGAUGUGCUGCAUGGAUUUUUGGACAAAAAUAUAUAUAUAUUUAUUUUUGUACAAAUAAAAUAAAUCGCAACUCAACAAGAUUCUACUAGCACUGAGUUUACAGGUAAUGAAAACACUUCACAGUUCCAUGGAAGUCAGCCUGAUUCAUCUAUUUGUAGUUACACAAAAAUAAGUUAAAAUGGUGUGGGAGAAAUUUAAACUUUGCUUUUAAUGCCAAAUUACUAUAUUUACUUAUAUUUUUGUCUUUUAACUUUACAACUUGUUUCAGUAUGUUUUUCUGAGGUGUUCUUGUUUUAUAUAGUAUGCCCAAUUAUGUCAGCUUUAAUGAUGCCAUUCUAUAGAGCAUUCAACAUACCUAAUGAUACAGUGACUGUUGAUAUUUAUUAUGCUGCAUUAAAAACUUUCUUAAAGCCUGGAGAUCCAAUUACUUCAUUAGUUUUGCACAGUGUUUGUUCUUUAUUUUGUAUUUCAGUAGUGUUUUAAUAUCCUCCCUUUGCAUGUUGAUUUGAAAUGAGUCCACUUGAUUUUUUUAAUAUGCCUUAAUAUUUUGCCAUGGCAUAAAUUACAUCUGAUCAUAAGAAAUACUAAUAAGUGCUGAACUUGUGAAAUUGUUUUAAAUCAAAUAUGUCAUUGGGGCUUGCAAAAAUAAAAUCUUAAUUUAGGGAGUAUUUGCUAUUUCAUUAGCUGUUAAAAUUAUGGCACCUUUUGUUGAUGUUGCACAAGUUUCCAUUUCACUAGCUAAAAAUUCUUCAGGUAAUUACAAACCAAUUCUGUGUUUCUUUUACUGUUUUCUAUAUGAAACCAUAGCUGUUUGUAGCUCAAUUACUAUUUAUCUUUGAGGUCAGAUUAGAUUACAGGGGCACCAUCUGGCCUUAACUGAUAAUUUUGUUUGUGUCAAGCCCUGAGAGAUGCAAAGUACGCUAUCUGUAUGUGUGUCUGUGUACAGAUGUGUGCACCUUAGGGAAUCCACUUUCAGUAGUGUUUAACAGUAGCAGUGUUGACUACACCAAUUGAAAGGCUUUUUAAAAUAGUCAGCUUCAUAAAAAUGUGAUAGUAGUUGAAAGUGACUUCUGCAAGCUGUAUGCUGCAUAGCAUUAUAUAUAGCAUGGAUGUGAAUGUAUCCAACAUGGGGUCUUAAGUAACUGAAAAGAAUAUAAGUAGUAUUAUUGGCAGCCUUCAACUGAGUUUUCCUGUCAGCUGAAAAUGGCAGUUAUAUCAAACACACUAUUCUUCCAUAAAAUGUCAAUGGCUAGGAAAAUCAGUAUGCCUGUUAGCACUGUCCUGCUUCUUCCAGCUGUGCUCCCCUACUUUGCUUGAUAAUAGCAGGUUGAUCUCAUAAGAGGCUUAUUCAAGUUUUCUAAAUCCUACUGCCUCUUCUUGAGUUUUCCAAUCGCUACAUUGCUCUGUGCAUCUUCCAUGCUUUUCUUAAUUAAACUUUUCAGUUAUUCUUUUUGUAGUUCUGCUGUUGCCAGAGGGAAGCUCUAAGUUCUCUUGUUUGUCUUAGGAAAUGGGGCCCUUGUUUUAAUUUAUGGCCAAAGGUGGUAAAUGGUGAAGAAAUUAAAAGAAAUGCAAAGAAAAAGUGUAUUGAACUAUGGGGAUGGUCAAGAGAGCCACAGUAAGGCCAAUGGAGUAGAGCCAUCUUUGAAAAUGAUGAUGUGAGACCAAUACAUUUGAACACCUGGGUUAGACAUGACUUCUUUAUGUCAAGGCUUAGAGCAGGGGUGUCAAACUCAUUUUCACUGGGGGCCACAUCAGUCUCGCGGUUGCCUUCAAAGGACCGAAUGUAAUUUUAGGACUGUAUAAAUGUAGGAGUAGUUACAUUUAUACAGUCCUAAAAUUACAUUCGGCCCUUUGAAGGCAACCGCGAGGCUGACAUGGCCUCCAGUGAAAAUGAGUUUGACACCCCUGGCUUAGCUAAUGUGUAUGCGAUGGAAUUAGAGGUUUGCUCUGGUUUUGCUGUACUGUUUCUGGACUCGCUUACCUACAAUUUAGCUUUAUCUGUUUUUAGUAUUAACAGAAGUGACAGAAGAGGAUGAGAUCUAAUUAGUCUCUAUUUUUGAUAGUUUUUCACAGAACAGUGAAUGCAGAUGAUUUGGAUGUAUAUGUAAGUUAACAUAAUAGGCCUUUCUGGAGCUAUUAUUGUAUACUUCCCAGUGUAAAUCAGGGGCUAGUUCCAGUUGGUGAGGCUUCCAAAGAGUGCAAAUAUGGUUAUAAACAUCCAUCCUUCAUGAACCCCUAAUGUACCUGACACAGACACAGAGCUCAAGCCCAGAGACCAUGUAAAUGCCUAAUUCAUUGUUCAGCUACAGUCUAAAGGUUUAAUAAAUAUAUUUGUGAUUGGUCUACUUCAGCAUGUGUACAGUGUGGAACCUUAUUGCAAGAUCAGAUGUUGAUGCAGUGCUGUUGAAGUUUAUCGGGAUUUUAGUAUUUCUCUGUGUAGCUCUAUAAGUGAAAGAGGUUAGUAGUUACAAACAUAAAUUCAUAAAGCUCUCUGCCAUUUGGUUCUAAAUCUUUCUCUAACACUCUGUAGUAUAGAAUAUACGUUUGCAAGUUUGUAACUACCUUUGGAAUCACUCAAAUUUGUUACAGUGCUAUAUCAAUAUAUUUAAAUCUGUUUAUAUAGGUAUGCAUCUGUAGCCAGUGUAACACUUAUAGCUGGUGGCUGCUCAUAAUAAAAAAAAAAAAACCCACCAAAAAACAACCAGAACCCUAUUGUUCACAUCAUGUCACAAUAGAUAUCUUCAUUACAAAAACUAUUUCCCAUGGGGAGGGGUGGGAUGGUGUCUGCACUAUUUGUUUGGUUUCUAGCCUUAUGGAAAGACUGGAUAGACUAGAACUGAAUUCAAGUCAGAGGCAAGCCUUGGAGUCAAAGUCGUGUUUUACUUCUUUGAAGCUUUAGAAACACUUGAUUUAAUGUCAUGAUUAUAUUGGCUAAAACAGUACUGACUUCUUUCUCUCUCUUUUUUUUUUUUAACUUUUAAAUCUGAAAGUUGGGCUCAGUAUAGAUAUUUUUUCAAUACUGAUGAGGUCAUGAUUAAUUUAUUUUGAUCUUAAUAAAGAUAACAUUACUGUGAAGUAAUUUUUACAGCCACUUACACUGGUAAAAAAUUGCGGUAAAAAGGUAUCUUGUAGCAUUAUCCUCAGCAGCAAUGAGACUAAAUUAUCCCAGGCUCAGAGUCUCACUAGAUAGUUUUCAUUAAAAAUUGGUAAUUCACAGAAAAAUAUAUAAUAUUACAUUUAAAUAAGAUUUGGGAGCUUGGAAAAAUUAACUUUAUAAAAAUUAUUUACUGUAUUAAGCAUUCUGGUUUAUUUUAUCAUUAGAGUAUUUUUUUGUUUCAAAGGUCCAGCUUUAUUUGCAGGCAUAUAAAACUGUAAAAAGUUUUUACAGCUUCUUCCUGUUCUAUUAGGUUUGAAUGGACUUUAUUUGUAUGUCUUUGCUAUGUAUGGCUAAAGAGCUUUGCUUAUUCUUUUGUGCAAAUGGUCAGAAACAUGCAUUUAUAAGACAUAUGUUUAAACUGUAAAUUUAGCAUCUACUUCUAGAUUGAAAAGCAACAUAGGGAUUUUCAUAAAUACAUUCAGUGGGGUUUUACUUGGGAUUUUCAUUUGUGGUUUGUUGGUUUUUUAAGAAUAAAGUUUGGAAUUUUAUGGGUUUGCAAGAUCUUUAAGUGGAAGAACUACCCAUCGGCAAUAUUUUAAAAUGGAUGAUCUAGCAAGAAACUUCAAUAUGAAUUGUAGAAGUAAUAUGCAAAAGAUGCAACCUAUCUGAAAUUGUUUUGUGCCAUUGCUAUGUCUGGUAUCUUUGCAUGCCAUCUGACCUGAGAAUAUUUAUUUUUAUUGGUUGUGCAAUAAUAUACACAACAUUGUCACCUCUGAGAAUGUGGGGCUGCAAAAAUGAGGUUACAUUUAUGAUAAUACUGAUUUUUUUCAAUAGACUGAACCUUUGAAAGUGCAUUUGGCUCUAUUGUUGUUAUAAUGGCAUAAUUAGUCUUCAGAGAUUCACUUUUUCUUACUGAAUGGUAAAUGGAACUAUACAGCUAGCCUAUUUUUCAAUUACCUUGUUUCCCAAAAAAUAAGAUAGGAUCUUAUAUUAGUUUUUGCUCCAGAACUUAUUACUUUUUUACACAUACAGCUGCCUGGACACUAUUUAAAUUGACUUUUUAAAUGAACUGUAACUAGGGCUUAUUUUUUUGAGUAGGGCUUAUAUUUCGAGCAUCCUCAAAAAUCCUGAAAAAUCAUGCAAGGGCUUAUUUUCGGGGUAGGGCUUAUUUUCAGGGAAACAGGGUAUAGGAAUCUUACCACUGAGUUAAGUAUAAUUGGAAAGAGUCAACUAGUCUGUAUGAUAACACAUUAAUCUUCAUAAAUGUGUUUUCUCAGUGAUACUUAAGAAAUGUGUUUAGUACAUAAGGCUGAAUUUUACAGAAAAAUCUAAUUUCUGCAUUUCCUCAGGUAAUUGAUUCAGUUUGGACAUUUCACCAGAGAUGUUAAUACAAUCUAUGCUUCAGAUUUUCUGCCUGAAGUUAAUAACAAGAAAAAAUGCCAUACAUACUAGAAUCUUUGCAUAAGAUUCACUUAACUAUAAUUGAGAGGUAUUGACUUCUGUCUGUUUUAAAGGUACAAAGAGAGCAUGGAAAAAUAAUUUAAUAUCUGCUUUCAUCAAAAUCUGUCAUCAUGUACAGACACUGUCUAGGAACCUGCCUUUUGUGGGAAGCCAACAGUCAUAUUUUUACAAUGGAGUUUGAUAUGCCUAUACGCAAAUUUAAAACUCUGUUAUUGUUCGAGCCACUUGAGUGGAUCCUCAAGGCUUCUAGGAAACCUUUUGAAGCCACCAUGAUCUGCUGAGGUCAGAUUGCAAGAUAGGGGCUAAAAGGACAAUUCUGUGAACUCUUACAAUGGCAACUUUAUUACUAACUUAGGUGGUUUAACUGAAAGCAGUGGAAUCAUUCAUUUGGACAAAAUUACUUAUAUGUGUGUCUGCAAGAUGGAAUCCUAAUUUUUGAAGGGUGGACUGGUGUUUCUGUAUCUUUUAAGUUAAAAAGCAUUGGUUUUUAUUGGUUCUUUUAUCCAAGUAAUUUAAUUGGACAAAAAUAUUUUAUUCUUUUUUCUGCAAAAACAUUAAGGUUAAAGGACAAUAAACCAGUACAAUAGCUAAACCUUUAUCAUCGAUAUGUGGUAUAAUAAAGAUACUGAAAUUAUCACAGUGUAAGGCCAUAUUUUUUGACUUGGUUUCACUUGAGACAUUACUUUUUUAUACUGUUUCUAUGCUGUUUCCAGUGUGAUUUUUGUACUAUUGGUGGCUAGUUUUGGUCUAAAGAAGCCUUUUGGGAUUAUUGCUUAAUGUUUUGAUUUUACGAUAGUGAUGCUUGUAUCCAGUGUUUUGCCAAAUAAUAUUAUAUGCUUGUUAAUAAAAGUAAAAAAGCUAACUGAAA